This is a messenger RNA of Echinococcus granulosus, 2091 nucleotides long. RefSeq lists its product as hypothetical. The coding region runs from base 1 to 2091 and encodes 696 amino acids. The record is from RefSeq and is a predicted model, not a curated record. NCBI's taxonomy places the organism in Eukaryota, Metazoa, Platyhelminthes, Cestoda, Cyclophyllidea, Taeniidae. The transcript is spliced from 6 exons.
AUGGCCGCGUGGGAGGUGCAGCGGACAAUUAGGAAACAAAAGGGAGAAGACUUUAGGCACAGUACGGUGCGCCAAAGUGAUGGUGAAAAUGCUCAGCUGCUCGUCAAAAAGGCAGGUGUUGUGGAGAACGUGGAGGAGACCGAUACGACCGGCUUAUCCGAAAAGGACAAAGCAGCGUUGGAACGGGCAAUGGAGGAGAAGGCGGAUCUGGAGAAGCACGGCGCCAUCAUUGGAUCAAUUGCACUCACACUCAUAGUUACCACAAUCAUUUGCAUGUUUUUUGCGAUUCGUCGAAAACGGAAAGAAGCAACCCACCAUGUGAUUGAAGUAAAACUACCCUCCGACUUGGACAGUCCUCACUUAAGUGGCGCCAAUGCUAAUAACGGCACUAAAAAUAUCGCCUCAACCUCUCUCCAUCCCUCCAAACUGCCUUCCGAGAAUGUGAUUAUUGACUUGGAGGAUAUUGAAAAUGAACCGGUUUUCUCUAGCUCUGGAGAUGCCCUCUUGGGUCGGGAACCGAGUUCGGCUCAAAAGGGGAUCCUAGGAUCCAAGGGUAUUUUUACAAACCAUAAUUGGGAUAGAAAAACGUCCGCAGCCAUGUCUAAAGCCUUUGGACUGAGUGCAAAUUCGAAGUCACCAUCUGCGAAGCCCGGGAUUCCGAGGAAUGCUCUCUUUCGGCACCAGCAACUUCAACAACAGCAGAAGUCCCAACGGGGUGCGUGGCAAUCGGACGUCAAUUUGAUCCAGCACUCCCAAAUUCAAAACAGUCGAGGGAAACUGAAUCGAGGCAAUUCAGUACAAACGGCCGAUGAAGUGGCGAAUUUCCGCUACAUACAACCUCAACUGCCACCCCGAGUGACUAAUCCCCCACCAGUAGCAGCCAAGAAUCGCCAACAGUGGAAUCACCGUCAACAACAGCAAAGAGAGGAGCAACAUCAUCGAAGUCAAAAUGGGCGCCAUCAUCAUCACCACCACCAUCGUCACCGACAACACCAUCAUCACCGCCAUCGCCAACAGCAACAGCAACCAUCAGAUAAGGAACGCCAUCAACCUCCACAAUCAGUUCUUCUCCUACGGCAAAAGACCUACAGCACAGAUGUGCCAGAUUCUUCCUGUCAAGAGAGCCACGUGUUGAAUUGUCGAAUGCUCACUGAGCAACAGCGGACGCUUUCCCUCGCUACCUCUCGCUUCCGCCUCUAUGACAGCCGCGAACUGACGCUCUAUGGGGACGGUUUCAGUAGUAGUGGAAGUGCUUCCAGAUCUUCUUCCUCACUUUCUGCAUCCUCUGCCUCCACUUCAAGAUCCACCGAUUCCACAGGCUCUCCUUCCACCUCCUGUUCCUCUAAAUCAACCACCACAACUUCAUUUUGUCCACAAAAACGUGUUCUACGAGAAUACCGAGGUUAUGAGAACCUCGUGCCUUAUAGCAUCCGCUUGAAGACCUUUCGCAGCAUGCCAGACGUGACUAGGGCUGCUGGACCUCCUGCAAUUGUUCCCGGAGGCGGUGUUGGUAGUGGUGGUUAUCGUUUUGCAGUCAGUUGUGGUCACAAGGAUUGUCGUGAUUACUAUCGGCUACAGGCGUUAAGGUCUGAUCUUCAGACGGAGCGGCGAAGACCAGAGAGAGUGGGGGCAGAAAAACCGGCUCUAUUUAAGGAGAGAGAGAUAGAGAUAACACCUUCUUCAGAGGAUGGGGAGGAGGAGGAGGUAGGGGUACAGAAUGACAACAGUGGAGGUGGAAAUUCCGGGGAAACAUCAAUUCCCCUGUCCAACCUGAUUGCGUCGGAUGCCUACUCGGUGCAUGGACUUAGUGACGCGAUAAGCGUUGAAUCCUCCAAAGACGGGGUCAGUGGAAGUGAGGCUACGCACUCUGCUGUCACCGAUGAGUCAGAUGGGAGCGCCCGUCAAAGCUCCUACACCUCCACAAAUUCCCCGAUCUCUCUACGAGCGCCCUCCCGCGUCAGCUCUGUCAAUCGUUCGCUCUCGCGUGUUACCUCGAUGUCGAAACAUCUCGACUCUCCCGCCAGUUUGCGGUCUCGUGUGAGAGUGCGUCCGACGGCACCGAAUCUCCUGGUUUAUGAGUACGAAGCCUAG